AAUGAUUCCUCUCAUUCUGACCGUGGCUCCGACCAUUUUCUCGUUUAUAUGUUCUACUUUUAUUAUUCUUCGCAUUUUUAUUCCUAUCUUGCCACCCCAUCCGUUGAGUCGACGUGUUUCACCUUCUGAAUUCGGUCUUCCUGGACUUUCGCUCCCUAUCUCCAGCUGACAAGAUGUAUACAUUAUCUUCUGCAAAGAAGAUCUGGUCAUCAUGUAAAUCUCUGGGAGGACCAUCCUGUCUGAGUAUCGCUGAAGAUCUGCUUGUUGGAGUGCGAGUAUGAUUAGCCAUGACCGUAAGGCCAGCCUGUCUCCUCGUUGUCUCUGCUAUCACACUACUCCACGUUCAUUUGCGUGGCUCCGUUUCGUUUGGAUCCAAGCAUUGGAUGCUCUGGGCCCUAACAGCUUCGUUUUUAAUCACGUCUACUGCUGUCACUGGUGUUAUAUCAGGCACUGGUAUUACCACUUUCUUUACGGGCCUUGCUGCCUAUGCUUCCGUUGUUGCUACUAUUCUCGGCACUGCAGCGUUUGGUUGUCUCAUUGGAACCCUACUGAUCAUUAAGCGUAACCUCACUGCGAUGAAUGAUUACGAGGAUUCGUGGCCUCCUGUUCGGCAGAUGGAGGAAAAAUCUAGGCCAUCAUUCGCCACCGAGGAGAUUGACGCUAUUCGAGACGGAGCCUCGUGGAUCACUUCUUCAGCUGGCUCCCGCCGCGGAUCCAUCUCUGCAUUGUCUUUUUCCACUCAUCACACUGGGGUCAUUGCCAAAUGACGGUGGCCGGCAGCCUCAAGGAGACCACAAUGCUUCGGUUCCCACUAAAUCAUUCUUCUGGUUUGGAUUUUCUACCACCAAUGUCAAUUCUGUUCCUCCAGCUCCACUACUUCCUUUUUCAUAUGGUCCCACUU
This is a messenger RNA of Guyanagaster necrorhizus, 901 nucleotides long. RefSeq lists its product as uncharacterized. Lineage: Eukaryota; Fungi; Basidiomycota; Agaricomycetes; Agaricales; Physalacriaceae. The record is from RefSeq and is a predicted model, not a curated record. The coding region runs from base 288 to 767 and encodes 159 amino acids. The transcript is spliced from 2 exons.